ACUAAACCAUCGACAGUGUCCCUCUCUCUGUGCCUUGGUGUGGGUGCGUUACGUAAACUCUAUCGAUAACCAGGUAAAAAUAUCUUGAGGAGAAACAUAGAAGAAGAAACAAUGUAAGGAAAAUAUAAGGAAAGAAAAUAUUAAGAAAGAGAUAUUAUAAAGAACGAAGGAAAGGAGGAAAAAAAAUAGUGAAAAAUAAGAGCCAAUAAUUAUAUGAAAAGAGAAGAGGAAAAGUAUAGACAAUAAUUUAUAAGAAAAGAGAAAAAAGAUGAAAAACAUGAAAUAAACAAUGACAAUAAUUACAUGAAAAGAGAAAAAAAAGGAAGGAGAGAAAAAACAAACAAACAAACAAAAACAGAUAAAUUCACAAGGAGGAAUAAUCUAGCACUCAGAAGGUUCAGAGCGGAAGGAAACAACAACAACAACAACAACAACAACAAGAGCAUCAAAUGUCACAAGACAGGAAACAUACAUGACACGCCUCAGUCUGUGUUGCGUGCGAGUAUAGUUUGCGUGUGUGUGCCUGCGUGUGUGUGCGUGCCAUGAAGCUCUCCAUAUAACCUCCACCAACCAGGAGUGAGGAGGAGGAGGAGGAGGAGAAGGAGGGGAAGAGGAAGAAGAUAGCCAGCAAGGAGAGAAGGGAAGGAGGAAGAGGAGGAAGACCGACAACGAGGAGAUAAGAAAGGAAGGAGAAGGAAGAGGAGGAAGAUCGCCAGCAAGGAGAGAAGGGAAGGAGGAAGAGGAGGAAGACCGACAACGAGGAGAUAAGAAAGGAAGGAGAAGGAAGAGGAGGAAGAUAUAAAGCACGGAGAGGAUAAUAAAGACAUAAGAAGGAAGAGGAGGAGGAAGACAGCAAGUAAGGAGGGGAAAAGGAAGAAAUAAGGAAGAAGAGGAAGAUUAAGAUAGCCAGCACGGAGGGGAAGAGAAAGACAAGAGGAGGAGGAGGAAGAGGACGAGGAAGACGGCCAGCACGGAGGGGACACGGAAGGAAGAAGGAGGAGGAGGAAGGAGGAGGGGUCGGAUGGAGGAAGGAGGAGGAGGAAGAGGUCUCGGUCUCAAGCUCUUUACCUGCGCCCCGCGAUACACGAAGCUGCCUACCUGUGGCGAGGAUGAGGAGGACGAGCAGGAGGCUGGGCAGGGUACCCUUGGGACCUCCAGCCUCAGCUCCGACCACUGCCACUUGCCCCAGUCCAGCACCCAGGCUUCCAAGCGUGCCAUGACCAAGCUUGCUGUUGCCUGCUGCCUCACAACUGUCUUCCUGAUUGGCGAGGCGGUAGGCGGCUACCUGGCCAACAGCAUUGCCAUCAUGUCCGACUCAGCCCACCUGCUGAGCGACCUGACCUCCUUCAUCGUGUCCAUCGUGGCCAUCUACCUUGCCAUGCAACCUGCCUCCAAGAAGAUGAACUUUGGCUACUACAGGGCAGAGGUGCUCGGGGCGGUGGUGAGUGUGUUGAUCAUCUGGGUCAUCACUGGCAUUCUCGUCUACGCCGCCAUCCAGCGCGUCAUCACCAUGGAGUUUGAGGUUGAGGCCGAUACCAUGAUCAUCGUUGCCGCCGUCGGCGUUGUCAUGAAUAUUAUUCUGGGUGUUGCGUUACAUGCUGGUCAGGGAGGUCAUGGUCACGGGCACAGUCACGGGCAUGGGCACAGUCAUGGCGGAGCAGCUACGCACCAUCCGCCUGUCACCUCCACCCCAGGCCAAGCACAGCCGGACCCGAGUUCAGGGAACAACGUCAACGUGCGGGCGGCUUUCAUCCAUGUCCUGGGCGACCUCAUCCAGAGCGUCGGGGUCCUCAUAGCAGCGUACAUCAUCCGGUUUUAUCCGCAGUACAAAAUCGCCGAUCCCAUCUGCACCUUUAUCUUCUCGCUUCUCGUCAUCUUCACAACGGUCCCGAUCCUCAAGGAUUUGGCUAACGUCCUAAUGGAGGGAGCACCGCCAGGGAUAGACUACUCACUGGUGUCCUCCCACCUCACAGCAUUACCGGGCGUCAAGAUGGUCCACUCCCUGCAUGUGUGGGCGCUCACCCUCGACAAAAAUGCCUGUGUGGUGCAUUUAGCCAUUGACCCCAACACUGAUCCCGAGGUGGUGUUGAGGGAUGCACAACGGGUCAUACGGUCGAGGCAUCAAAUCCUCCACACGACGAUACAGGUGGAGCGCUACGAACCUUUGCUCAUGGACAACUGCCACCAGUGUCAGCCGCUCACUUGAUAGAGAG
Molecule: messenger RNA, 2213 nt
Organism: Eriocheir sinensis (Chinese mitten crab)
Lineage: Eukaryota; Metazoa; Arthropoda; Malacostraca; Decapoda; Varunidae
Product: zinc transporter 2-like
Exons: 8
Coding region: 1022-2206 (394 amino acids)
Biological process (GO): zinc ion transmembrane transport; response to zinc ion
Cellular component (GO): plasma membrane
Molecular function (GO): zinc ion transmembrane transporter activity
Source: RefSeq, a predicted model, not a curated record